Scophthalmus maximus (turbot) is the source of this 1477-nucleotide messenger RNA. It is a transcript of the gene haus4, whose product is annotated as HAUS augmin-like complex, subunit 4. Lineage: Eukaryota; Metazoa; Chordata; Actinopteri; Pleuronectiformes; Scophthalmidae. Gene Ontology annotation, cellular component: HAUS complex. The transcript has 9 exons. Bases 139 to 1248 code for a protein of 369 amino acids. Gene Ontology annotation, biological process: spindle assembly; centrosome cycle. Gene Ontology annotation, molecular function: microtubule minus-end binding. The record is from RefSeq and is a predicted model, not a curated record.
CUCGCAGAGGCGCGCAACUUGAUUCAGGAAGUACAAAUUUCAUUUUCGUGCCGUGCUCGCUCUGGCAGCAAAGGUUUUCAGAAAUCCAGAAAACAAGAAGGGGUUGCUUGGUUAAAAAGCAACUCAACCCAGGUGAAAAUGUCUGCCGGCCCCGAGUCAACUGCGCUGUCGUCGCUUGGAAAAGGUGACAGUCUGCAUCAACAGGUUCUCGCCUCCUUCCCUCUGUGUGACAUGACCGAGGAAGACCUGACCCGGAACCCCCAGUUCUGCAAACUACUGGCCACUCUGGCUCAACACGUGGACCAGACUGGACUCACUGUGUCGCUGAAGUCCGAGAUGGACAAGGCUGAGAAGAAGCUGCAGAGCCAGAGGUGUUACUGGCUGCGCUCCGAGAGCCUCCACAGAGGGCUGCAGGAGAUGAUCCAGGACUUCUGUGUGAGGAGGCACCACAUCACUGUACCCCCUGACCAGAACAUGUUCCAUGAGACACUGGAGAAGUGCCUGCUGGUGGCUCAGUGUGUCAGACAGCUGGAUCCCAGUACCACCACCAACCAGGACCAGCCCUCUGUUCUAGGCCUGAACGCCCAGCAGGUGAUGGAGCUCAUGCCGUCGGAGAAGAAUGUACAGAGAAUGAAACAGAGUCUACCCCGAGAGCUGGAGAAACAUCUCAAGAAAAAGUCCCUGAACCUUCUCUCUUACUAUCAACCUGAAUGGGAGAAUGAGAGUGAGGGUCUGAAGAACAGCAAGCUGUCUCAUCUGUCAGUGCAGCUGAACAAGGAGAAGAAAAGAGCAGAGAGUCUGAAGGAGACCUGCAGGGAAAACUCAGUGCUCCUGCAGAGACAGACUCAACUCUACCUCUCUGAGCUGAUUAAGUGUGUUCAGCUUCUCCAGUCCCUCGUCCUGGACCACAGGCUGAAGACCCAGACAGAGUUGGAGAGUAAGAAGUUGGGCUACUUCGAAGGGAAAUGUGAAUUAGUCCUACAGAAGAUAAAGGUGGAGAUGGUAGAAAUCCAGUUGGACACCUACACCGCCGACGCAAUAUCUGCUCAUAGAAAGAUAAGAGACAAUUUGGAGUCCGAGCUGAAGGCCUGUAAGGUGGAGAAACAGUCGGUGGAGUUAAAACUGGCCUCCUUUGAGAUCUUGGGCAAGGAGUUUGAGGCCCUGGCUGAGGAGUACUGCAGAUUACGGCAGGAGUUAGAAAUGAAACACUGGGCUCUGAAGGAGUUCACCCAGUAUAACGACAAGUGAAGAUCUUAUCUGUUACUGGGAAAAAAGCCAUCCAUUCCCCCUAUUUUACCGUGUGUCCUUACUCACACUCACACGCUGGCUUUUGGACGCUUGACUCAGAGACCGUGCGGAUUGUUUGCCUAUAGUAACUGUGUAGCCUGUACAGGAGUGAAUGCGCUAACUGAGAGCUCCUCGCUGAAAACUGUUGUUAAAUUUGCCUCAAUAAAUUACAUGUUACACUCAGCUCAAA